Molecule: messenger RNA, 1369 nt
Organism: Salvia miltiorrhiza (redroot sage)
Lineage: Eukaryota; Viridiplantae; Streptophyta; Magnoliopsida; Lamiales; Lamiaceae
Exons: 1
Coding region: 184-768 (194 amino acids)
Source: RefSeq, a predicted model, not a curated record
CAGAAUUUACUAAAUGAGAGUGGCCAAAAAUCCUCACACGGCCUAAUCCUAUAUAUAUACCACACAAAUAUGUCGUUACAGUUAGAAAGGGAAACAUAUACAAACACCACAUUCACCUUAAAUAAAUAAAUAAAAAACCAAAAAAAAAAAACCAAUAAUUCAUUUCCUUCACAGAUAUUAUUAAUGGCGGCGGCUGCUGCGUAUCGCGUGGAGGAGGAACAGCUCUGGAAAUGCCCCAAGCACCCCUCCAAGCGGCGGCGUCACGGCGUCUGCCCCACCUGCCUCCGCGACCGCCUCAUCAGCCUCUGCCCCAAUUGCGGAAACGUCCGCCCCUGCCCCUGCAACGCCUCCGCCGCGCUCUCCUCCGCCUCCUCUUCCUCCUCCUCCUCCUGCACCGCCGCCGAGCCCUCCUUCGCCCGCUCCCGCUCUCUCGCCAUCCCCUUCUUCCUCCGCUCCAAUCCCAGCCGCGUCCACACGGCCUCGUUUCUCUCCGUUUUUAGGCGGGCCAAGAGCAAGAAGGGCGGCGACGCCAGGAAACGCGAAGGCGACGGCGACGGCGACGGCGAUGAGAAGCAUGAUGUGAGCAAUAACAGGAUUGAGGAUUUUGCGAGGAUGAUUUCGCGGUCGAGGUCCGUCGGUGUCGGCACGGCGGCGCGUGGCUGCGACGGCAGCCCCUCGUCGGGGAAGGGAAAGUUCUGGAAUUUGAAGGCGUUUCGCAGUUCCAAGACUCCCAAGGCCGCUGAUCAAUCCACCUCCAACAAAGGGUGAUUUUUUUUAAUCUUUUUUUUUUUGGCCAUUAUUAAAAAAUUACACCAACUCUAAUAUCAUGUUCAUCUUUUAGCCAAUAUUUACAAAUAUUAUAAAUAUAGUAUGCGUUUAUUUCUAAUAUUCGGUUUAUAGUUCAAGUUAAAAUUUCGAUUAAUUAAAGCUGAUAUGUCGACUCUAGAAGCUAAUUUGGUCAUUAGAAAAAAUAUGUACAUCAGAAUUUCGUUCUCCAUCUCAGAUAAACUAUCAAAAUGUAGCACAAAAUAUUAGUACUACGGUUAGGAGCAUUGUCAUAAGUCGACACGUCAGCUUUAAUUGCUCGAAAUUUUAAUUUGUGCUAUAAACUUAAUAAUCGAAAUAAAUAUAUACUAUAUUUGUAAUAAUAUAAAUUCAAAUUAAAGAUGAAUAUGGGUUUAAGUUUGGGAUAUUUUUUAGUAAUAACUUAAUUCUUUUUUGUGGCAUACAAAUUUAGUAUGCCGACAUUUUCAAAAUUUUCCAUUGUUUUUUGGUUUUGAUUUUAUAUGAAUGUAAUUAAUAGCGUAUGAAAAGGCUGUGUAUGUCUUAAUGUAAAUAUGUCUGGAAAUAUGGUCCAAUGUUCUGUUAA